AGUUUGCAUGUUCUCCCUGUGCAUGCCUGUGUUCUUUCUGGGCACUCCGGUUUCCUCUCAGAGUUCAAAACCAUGACUGUCAGGUUGAUUAGCCUUUAAAUGUCUCUCUAAAAGUGUGUGUGUGUGCAUGAUUGCUUGUCCUGUCUUUGUGUUGCCCUGUUCUCUAUCUGUAACAAAGAUGUACAUUGCCUUGCCAAAGUACUUAUACCUCUAAAACUAUUAUCACAUCUUGUCACGGAAGAGCCACAAGCUUCUGUGCUUUAAUUGGGAAAAGGAGUACAAAACUGUGAAGAGGAAUGAAAACAAUUCUGAAAAAUGUAAUGUUUGUAUUCAGGGUGGUUUUCUCAGAUACCCCUAUAUAAUGCAGUCCACCCAGUUUUAUUCAGAAGUCACCAAAUUAAUCUUAAACAUGUCUCACGGUUCCUGCAGGAGAGAAGUGUCCUUCAGCAUGACGCUGCUACUAACAUUUACACUGUUUGCACGGUGUGCUUGUGGUGAGGUGCAGUGUUCAUUUUCCACCAUGCACAACAAGUUUGAAAAAAAUUGGGACUGUAAAUCACUGUAUAUCCUAAAACAACCCUACCAAAAAACAAAAGCGUUUUGCAAUUUUGUCUUUUUCCUGAAUUUGGGAAGUUAAUUUUUUUUAAAUGUUCUAGAAAAAAUGUUCUGCCUAUUCGCAGCAAUAAGAACGACAUGUGAGUCAGCUCUUCAAAACCUUUUUCUGUACUUGGGAAAUUUAACAAACGCAAAUCAGUGAAAGUCGCUGGAUGUUUGCAGUCCUACCUGUUAUGGUAAAAUGGUAAAAUGUACAUGGGUUUGUACAGCACUUCAUCAAGUCUGAGGACUCCAAAGCACUUUUUGCUGCAAUCAUUCAUACAAACAAUCACGUGAUGAUGGUGGUAAGCUACAUUGUAGCCACGGUUGCCCUGGGCAGUUUGACAGAAGUGAAUCAGCAGUUAAUCGCCCCCACCCCUCCCUCACUAUCACCAGCUAUUAAAAAUAUCAAAUCGAAAGAAAAGUUGAAGUUAAUAUUAAGUUGUAUUCUGUGUUGUAGUAUACCUUUUCCAUUUUAAAUUGAUUUUUAUUUGUCAGUGAAACUCUCAGCUCAAUCCUACAGCCGACUUGACACAGUCUUGGUCUGUCGCACACUCUAAAAAUCUGGAUUAAAAUUCACUCAAAUUUGUGCUUGAAACAUGAAAAAUGCAUAAAAGUUUAAGGGAUCCUUUUGCGAUACCUUUUUGUUUGUCAGAGGAUAAAAACCAGGAACAACACAGUCAGCCUGAUGCCUCGUCUUACUGAAUCUGCAGCUACGCAUCUUGUUUCCUCCACAAAGAGAGGACACUGUAGGUAUGACAUCAAAGCUGGUGACACAUUCCUAUUGUAGUGAAUUUUUUCCCCACUACUCCACAGCCCAUGUCUUUUUCAUUAGAUAAACGAAGAUCCAUCAUUUUACCCCAAAACAUGCCUCAGGACAGGAAUGUUUUCAGCGGUCGGGCCAGGAGAAACCUCUGCUACUGGCUCGUUAAGAAAAAGAAGAAGAUCUCAACAUGUAAAGAAUGCAUCAUGGCUUCAUACAAAUAUCCCUGGGAAAUACCAGAAAGGUCCCUGAAGUAAACCCUGGAACGAACAACGAUACACAUGCAUAAACUCAUAUGGGAGAUGUAGAUUGGGCACUAAAUCUAAGAAGAAAGAAAGUUAUUUAAUGAAAGGAGUCCAGCUGCAAUCAAUCUGUAAAAAUGUAGUUCUCUGAAGCUGCCAGAAGUAGUGGAAAGGUUUAUAGCAAUGUCAGCUUAAGACAAUAUGUUGCAGGGUGCUGUUCAGUUCAUCAUCUGAAAAUGGAAAUACUGGAGAAAAAUGCAAAUCUAACAAAACAUGGCCGUUUAUUUAAUCUCGGAUGAUGUGGUAGGAAAACAAGAGAAGGAAAGAGGUCCGUGGUAACUGAGGAGGAGCUUCAGAUUCACUGUUCAGGAUCGGCUGUACGACAUGGACAGCGCCAGAAAGAAGGUGUCCUUCCAGUGGAUACAGACUGCUGCCACGCAAGCCGGUCAGAGCAGCACUAGCUGUAACACUCCUUCAGACCGCAGUAAGCCAAGCCAUGGAGAGACAAGUGCUCUUCCUCUCAGUGACUCUCCAGGGUCGGAGCGCCUUGGAGCUCUGAGUCUGGACACGCCCAAAAGAAAAGCGGAGGUGGUUAGUGAAAGUGUGCCAUCUGCAGGCAAAGCCAAGCUGAGAAAACUCUCCAGGAAAAAUUCAGAGACUUUUAGAGCUAUUAAGAGUCUCCCUUCAGCAAAAAUACGCCAGCAAGACAAAUCUCCAACAAGUCAACAUGUUCUGCCAACUUCCCAUCAUUCGUUCAUCUUGAAGAAGAAAGAGAGGACACCGGAGGAGGGGUCAAAGGCUAUCUGCCGGAUGGCGCUGAUUGCAGCCAUCGGCAAGACGAGAACCAGGCUUAGCUCAACCGGAGUCCCCAGCCCCGCGGCCGAGAGUGGCUCUUUACCCCGGGCUUCUGUUCCUGCGCAGACUGUAGAGCAAAGCGCUGAGCCUUUUGACAGCAGCGUGGACAGAAGCGGCUUCGUGAGGGGUCCUGGCGAGUACGAGGAUGUUGGGUCCCUCAGCGAGGAUCACAGCACUAAUGUUCGGGUGUUUGAGGACACACAAUCACAAAGUGACAGCCCAGAGCCAAAAACAUAUUCAAGGGAGCUGGUUUUCGUGGAGACCACCCCCCAUGGGGAAGUCUUUGCCCCUGAGGAUGAGGCUGAAGUUGAAGACGGCACACCGUCAGUCCCUCAGUUGGAGUUUAUUUUGGACUCUGGUUUUCCCACGCAACAGAACAGCCUGCAGAAUUGGAUUGCUUUAACUUCAGCGUCUCUGGCUUCUUUUUCACCCGCCAUCCAAAACGCUGGAACUGUGCAGACAGCUGCCGACGACACACAGUCGUAUUUAUUGCCAGAGAAGAGGACAGUUUAUAUUUCACCCGAGCAGCCGAAACAACCAGACCUGGAGCCUUUGAAUCCUUUCGGAGCUGAACUCCAGAAUUUUCCGUCAUCCGUCCAGGCCAAUUCACCGGAUCCAUUUUCUUUGCCCCUAUGUUCAACUGAAAGAGCACCUAACCUCUCUGUGACCUCUGCAGCGCCACGGAGACAAAGUGACUGUUUCACUUCUAUGCGUUUCCCUCCAUCCGAAUCAGACAGCUCCGCAUCCGCCAGAAGGUUAUCCUUGGGGGCUGACCCUCUGUGGACCAACUACCCUGACCGCAACGUCCAGGCUGGCUUCAUCGACACGCAUUGUCAUCUGGACAUGCUCUACGGAAAGCUGGGCUUCAGAGGGAGGUUCGGUCGCUUCAGGCAGACCUACAGCAGCAGCUUCAGUCCUGAGUUUCAAGGCUGCAUUACAGACUUCUGCAACCCGCACAUCAUGGCGAAGGAGGCCCUGUGGGAAGGUUUGCUUUCUGAGGACAUGGUGUGGGGGGCGUUUGGCUGCCACCCGCAUUUCGCCAAGGGCUACUCAAACACUCAGGAAAGCAACAUACUAAUGGCAAUGAGGCAUCCAAAAGCGGUGGCGUUUGGUGAAAUGGGCCUGGAUUAUUCCCACAAAAACUCUACUGACUCUUCAAGGCAAAAACAGGUGUUUGAGCGUCAGCUGCGUUUGGCCGUGGCCAUGCAGAAACCUCUGGUGAUCCACUGCCGGGACGCGGACGACGACCUGCUGGAGAUUAUGAAGAAGUGCGUGCCCAGAGAUUACAAGAUUCACAGACACUGUUUCACAAACAGUUAUUCUGUGAUCGAGCCUUUCCUGACAGAGUUCCCCAACCUGUAUGUGGGCUUCACAGCUCUGAUCACCUACACCAGGGCCAGGGAAGCCCGAGACGCAGUUCGCCAGAUCCCUCUGGACCGUAUCGUCCUGGAGACGGAUGCACCGUAUUUUCUGCCAAGACAGCUGGUGGACCUUAAAGCGGAGCUUUACAGAAAGCAGGAACAGUUUAAACGGGAGAAACUCGGGCAGGAAAAUGCUGAAGCUGGACUCAAGACGAAAGUCACCUCUAAGAAACCUAACAUCUUUAUUAAACAAAACGCUGGUGUGUCAGCUAGAGCUGCUAAGGAUGCAGAGCAGCUGGCAGAGGAGCAGGUCACUCUGGAUACAGCCAGGCGUAAACUGGAGGAGAAGGCCAGACUCUAUGACCAGAUGACAAAGGGAGACUUUCCAGAUGAAGAGACGGAGGCACUAUACCUCGUUGACUUCACCCAGAAGAUAAUCAACAAGAAGAGAGAAACUCUUGCACAGAAGGAGAUGCAGAAUGAGGAUGAGGAUAAAGCCAGGUUGUCGCCCAUCCCUCCUCCCCAGAAUCCAGAUGAGGAAUGGGUGGAUUAUGUGGAUGCUUUGGGACGGUCUAGAAGAUGCAUGAAGAAAGAUCUGCCAAACUUUGUGAAAAUGGACCAGGAUCUUAACGGAAAAGGGAUAAUCCCGAACGACAAGACCUUACUCUCAGAGGACAUGCGUCGAGAGCUGCAGCGGCAGGAGUGGGAGAGGGAGGAGGAGGAGGCCAUGAAGAGGCCGGUUGGACCCAUCCACUAUGAGGACAUUAGAGCACAAGAGGCCCGAGAGCUCGGUGUGGGCUACUUCGCUUUCUCUCAGGACCAAGAGCAGCGCAGGAAGCAAAGAGAAACUCUGGACAUGCUCAGAGACCAGACGACAGAUCAGCGGACGAAAAGAGAACGACUCAAAGAGAAGAGGCAGGCUGUCCUGCAGGCUCGACUGGCCAAGGUGAGGCAGAGGAAGAUGAAGAAGGCAAAGCUGGACGGCACCGAGGAAGAGGAGAAAGAGGAAGAAAAUCGAGCGGAGGAAGAGGAGGAUGAGCCAGUCGGACCGAUCCCUCAGCCGGACGUGCCGCCAGAGGUCAGCACUCUGAGGAGGGUGGAGGUGGAGAUCCAGGAGAGGAGGGACACCAAACCUGGAGUCCCUCAUGUCAGAGAAUGGGACAGAGGCAAAGAAUUCAUGUUUAGCGAAUGGAAAACUCGACGCAGAGAUGAGCGAGACUCUGAGUUUGCUCCUCCCUCUGCGUACUUCGCUGAUGACAAAAGACCAAAACCAGGAAAGGCUAAAAUUUAUCAGAGUAAAUCAAACAUGUUCUUUAAGUCAACAACAUUUCCAGAAGAAGUUCCUGAGACUAAACCAGAACCUCCUGCUGUGUCAUCACCGCCUGAGCCUCAGAAGGAAAAUCCCCCAGCAUCCUCUCUGUCUGCACAGCCCGCACCUCCAGGCAGCUCCUUACCUUCAGCUCCACCUUUCAUUCCUCAGUAUCCGCCGCCGCCUCCUUUCUAUCCCUCGUUUCCUCCGCCGCCUCCCUUUCAGUUUGCAGGACCGCCUCAUGCCUUUCCUCCGUUCCCCCCGCCGUACCAGUACCCGACCAGGUACGCAUCCCAGGAGCCGCCGCCUCCAGGAGAAGAGAGCCAGACUGAGCAGGUUUCUGGAGGCGCGCCUCAGAGUUUAGACGCCAUGUUGUCCUUCUACAGGAACUCCACCUGAGGGCUUCUUCCAUGAACAUAAACACUUCAACUGAGCCAAUAGAAACCGAGUCUCGCUAAGAAUUAAAGUAUUUAAUAAACAGGUUUCCAUUGAAAACUGUUGCUUUUUGUUUUGUUGUAUUUGAAAAUGUUUUAUCUUUCAUGCUGCUCCAAGUAAAAUUCUUCAUGAAACUAUA
Molecule: messenger RNA, 5698 nt
Organism: Poecilia reticulata (guppy)
Lineage: Eukaryota; Metazoa; Chordata; Actinopteri; Cyprinodontiformes; Poeciliidae
Source: RefSeq, a predicted model, not a curated record